CUACGGUACUUCGUCGGUCAUGAGCGUACGGGUGCAGGUGCUUGGAGGCUACCGUCGGCUGCUGCGCGCGAGUCGCCAGGCGUUCCGCGGCGACGCGUACGCGCUGCAGCAAGCGCGCGUGGCGCUGCGCGAGAACUUCCAGGCAAACAGCCAGGUGAGCGACCGCGAGCAUCUGGAGGAGCUGGUCAAGGGCAUCGACGAGGCCGAGGGCAUGCUGCUGCACCACAUCGUGCAGGGCCGCGCCAAGCAAGAGGAGGGCGAGGCCGCGCCGCGCUUCGAGGUGAAGCUCACCGACCCGCAGCGCCAGGCCAUGCGCAAGGACGAGGAGAUCACGCCGCUCACGGAGAAAUCGGCCAGCGAGCCGCUCGUCAUGAACUCGGGCAACGUCUGCCAGCGCCCAUCGUAAGGAGGCGGGCGGCAGACAGUCGAUAAAGACAACAGUGAAUAUAUGCAGCGCGUUCGGCUUGAUGGGGUCAGUGGGAGUGUACGAAGAUGUAGUGAAGUCUGGUGGCAGGUUGUGGAUUCAAGCGUCGGCGUUUUGCACUUCAGACGGAACACGAGUGCACAUUCAAUACGAGGAUUGUAUUUUGAAGUCUUACACACGCUUCACCGCCACGUCAGCCUCAGCUUCUGCGGUCUUCAACGCUUCCUUCUUCCUCCAAACUGACGCGGGACGAUCACUCAAGACACUCAUCCAUCCACUUACAUAUAAAUCAUCUAUUCGCGAGUAAAUAUCGGGAGGUUGGCUGUCGUCCCCUUCAGCUUGCGUCGCACAGGCGGAGUCCUUCCAUCCGUCUUUCGUUUGUCUGUAUAAAUCCUUGGGCCUUGGGUCGCCAUGCUCGCCAUGCUCGCCACUUUAAGGUAGUAUCUCAACUCUGGGUCGUUACUCGGCCUUGAUGGCCGUGCCGCGGCUGACCUUCCAGGCGUCGUACAGGUACUUGCCGUUGAGCAUGUCCACGAGCGUGCGGAACGUCGACUGCGUCUGCUGCUUCUUGCCCUUGCCGCCGCUCUUCUCGUCCUCGCCGUCCUCUGUGAGCGCCGAGACCUCCUGGUCCGUCAUGGCCUGCGACAGCCCGAUCAUGGCCACGAGCAGCGACAGCAGCAGCAGGAUGU
Molecule: messenger RNA, 1113 nt
Organism: Phytophthora sojae
Lineage: Eukaryota; Oomycota; Peronosporomycetes; Peronosporales; Peronosporaceae
Exons: 1
Coding region: 20-406 (128 amino acids)
Biological process (GO): mitochondrial respiratory chain complex III assembly
Source: RefSeq, a predicted model, not a curated record